Messenger RNA from Haemonchus placei, 1059 nucleotides. The record is from the annotation of a GenBank genome assembly. Lineage: Eukaryota; Metazoa; Nematoda; Chromadorea; Rhabditida; Trichostrongylidae.
GGACCCUCAUGCAGUACCAAAGAUGUGAUAGGGGAUGAGUUACUCGAUGCCGUGAACGCCGUGGUAAACGAUCUUCACAAAGAUGAUCCUGAAGCGAAGAAAACGUUCGUAGCUUUGAUAUCGCACGAAAAGGCGACGUACGAUGAGGCCACCGGUGCUCAAAUGCAAGAGAUGCUUGAUGACAAGGCCAUUCAGGGAUUACUCAGUUCCGUGGCUGCUGAUGCAAAAGCAUCUAGUGCCAUACCUAAUAGGUUUGUCCAGGAACGGCAAGAACGUCGUGGGCUAUUGCUUUUGAGAAAGGAAAUUUUCUACCAGGCUGUUCAGAGCGGUAUCAAAUCUACAGAAGCGCAGAAGUUGGCUGAGAAUGCUGUUGCGGAGGCACAGGAACGAAUAGCUGCUCAAAGAAAAGCACAGUUAGAAGGUAUAGAGGCUUCGAAAGAAGCCGAGAAACAGCAAAAAGUGAAGCGAGCCGAAGAAGAGCAACGGUUCUAUGACUAUGCUUAUCAAAUGGCUGAAAAAAUGUUGUAUCAUGAUGACGUCCUUGGUGAUGGUACCAAGGCUCGUAAAACAAUCAAGCCGGACCCAGCAGUGCCAUCAUUACUAAAAGGAUCAAAACGGCUUGGAAUAUGGAAGAACCUUGAAGAAUGUCAGGAUCAUAGUCUUGGAUUCUGGUCAGAAUGGGAUCUCAGGGCCGCCAGAAUCAUCAACCAAUCCCUUGGACCGGAGAAUUCAUUCGAAGAGCAGAUACAGUGGACCGAACAAGGAAAACAAUGGCCUUAUCCUAUCGAUAAUGAAUAUAUGCUGGGACCAGAAGCAGAGGUUCCAUUUUAUGAUCACAUUUUCUUGGAAAGACAUCUUGCUGGUCUUGGACUGCCUAAAGAUGGUCCUAUUGCUCACUUCAUGGAGUUGGUAUGUGUUGGUAUGUCAAAGAAUCCAUACAUGACGAGAGAGAAGAAAAUGGAAAACUUAAACGCGUUUGCAGAAUUCUUUAAUGAGGAAAAACAAAAACUCAUCAAGAAAUUGCAUGAAGAAGAGCAGCUAGCCGCACAGCAAGCUUAG